AUGUGUGUGGAAGGUUGGUUGAAUCGUAAUGUCAUUAACCUCCUCAACAUUACCAGGGACCUCCAGGCGACAGGCGUUGUGCCCGACACCGAGAAAACGUUUGAGAAUACAAUGAAACUCUUGAGGGUGUGCUACGACCGAACGACCAAUGUUAUUGUGUGGAACAACGUUUUUGUAUUGCUAAUACAUCGGGAAUUGAAGAACGACGAUCGCAUAGCUCAGAUUAUCGAUAGCUGGAAAUUCAGCCACGUCUUUCACUCUGGACCUAUGGACCCAGUUCCACCCAAGGUCGAGGUAACCGCUAAAAGAAACUAUCGCAAGAUGAGGUGUGGGGUUACAAAGAAAGACGGCAAGUCGUGCAAGCAGAGAAUCAUCAAAGCCCCCUAUACCUGUCGGCAUCACAGGACCCCUCCGGUUGUUUAA
Messenger RNA from Sphaeroforma arctica JP610, 423 nucleotides. RefSeq lists its product as hypothetical. The transcript has a single exon. NCBI's taxonomy places the organism in Eukaryota, Ichthyosporea, Ichthyophonida. The record is from RefSeq and is a predicted model, not a curated record. Bases 1 to 423 code for a protein of 140 amino acids.